UUUAGUUUCCUGGCGCACAGAUCCUUCCCUCAAGCUCGAUGGUCCGCUCUGUCGCCUACCUCACGACAGCGAUCGCGCUGGCCCUUGCGUCCGCCGAAGGCGACGUCGUGCCAAGCCUGUCGGCGUUUGGAGUCCCGUCGACGAGCAAGGCGUUCUGGGCCGAGACGUUCCAGAACUCGACGCUCUUUGACGAGAACUCGGUGUGGGUCAAGAGCCGCCACAAGAAAUACCGCGAGCAAAAGGUGUCUGUGCAGGAAGGCCCGCGCCUCCUCGGCACUUUUGCGCAGGACAAGGCACUUUUGAUGGAGGCGAAAGCCCAGCACUACGGCUUUGGCGCCAAGCUUCCGUCGUCAUUCCAGCUGGAUGAGACCAAGAGCGCUCUCAUCGUGCAGUACGAAGUCAAGUACCGUGACGGCGUCAACUGCGCCGGCAGCUACCUCAAGCUCCUCCGCGAACCCGCCGACCUCGAAUCGCUCGAUGAAAAGUCUCCGUUCAGCAUCAUGUUUGGGCCCGACCGGUGCGACAAGACCAACAAAGUGCAUUUUAUCUUCAACCACAAGAACCCACUGACGCACAUGUAUGAAGAGAAGCAUCUCGAGAUCUCGCCGCCCGCAAAGACCGAAGACAAGCUGAGCCACGUGUACACGCUCGCCGUCCAUGAUGACAACUCGUUCGAGGUGUACGCCGACUUGGUCGCGAUCAAGAAGGGCAGUCUUCUCACGCAUUUCAAGCCGGCGGUCAACCCGCCAAAGGAAAUUGAUGACCCGUCCGACGUCCGCCCCUCGACGUACGAAGAAACCGAGUUCAUUCCGGACCCCGCGGCACAAAAGCCAGAAGACUGGGACGAUGACGCGCCCAAGACCAUUCCCAACCCCAAGAUCACCCAGCCCGACGACUGGGACGAGGCGGAAAAGGGACCGUGGAAGCAAUCGAUGAUGUCAAACCCGGCGUACCGAGGCAAGUGGACGCCUCCGAUGAUCGAAAAUCCCGACUACUUGGGGGAGUGGGAGCCCCGAAAGAUCCCCAACCCCGACUACUACGAAGAUGCGCACCCGGCGCGCAUGGAGCCGAUCGGCGCCGUGGCGCUCGAGGUCUGGAGCAUGGCCACCAACAUUCAGAUCGACAACCUUUGGCUCGGUCACGACCUUCAGGACGCCUUUGACUUUGCGCGCGAGACGUGGGCGCCCAAGCAAAAGGCCGAAGAGCUCGCCAUCGAGAUGGAGCCGGCGCCCAAGCCCAAGGAGCGACCGGCGCGCAAGAAGUACGAGCCUACGUACUACGAGAUCGCCAAAGGUUACGCGACCCGUGGGGCCGAGUACGUCCAAACGUACCCGCUCAUGUCGGCGGUGGGCACCAUCUUUGCACUGCUCCUCCUGGCGUUCGUGCGCGGGCUGCGCCAAGACUGGGCCGACGAGCUCCGCCACGAGCAAGCCGAGAAGGAGACGCCAGAUAUCCGAGUCGACGACGAGACCGAGGUUGUGCACCUCGAUGCCAAGCCCGCCAAAGACGCUACGGACGCCCCCGUGCCGCCAGACACUGAAGGCCUUCGCCAGCGCCGGCCGAGCACGACCCAGCAAGCGUAAUGUGCUAUGUGGUACCAAUAAUGUCUUUUCUUUUUACAUACAUGAGCAAAACUUGCA
Molecule: messenger RNA, 1640 nt
Organism: Saprolegnia diclina VS20
Lineage: Eukaryota; Oomycota; Saprolegniomycetes; Saprolegniales; Saprolegniaceae
Exons: 3
Coding region: 39-1583 (514 amino acids)
Biological process (GO): protein folding
Cellular component (GO): endoplasmic reticulum membrane; endoplasmic reticulum
Molecular function (GO): calcium ion binding
Source: RefSeq, a predicted model, not a curated record